AGAAAAAUGCAAUAAUCUAUUUAACCAAUUCAAUAUUAUGAAGAUUAAAGACCAUCAAGAACUAUUCUUACAACUUAACCUAGAUCUCAAACAAAUAAGUCUUCAAGAUCAAUUAAAUCUAAUUCUACUCAUAGAGAUCAAAAAUCAAGAAUCUCUAAUCAAAAAUAUGAAUUGAUUAGUUGUUGUUCAUGUUCUUGUUGUGGAUGCAGUAGAAAAAGUUCAACAAGACUUAAAAAAACUCCAACUCCCACUCCUAAAGUUAGAAGAAAUUAUUAAGAAAAUCCAUCAACUAAUAAAUCUAAUAAAUCUAUAAGUAUAAUAAAUAUAUAUAUUAUUUAGAAUAAUCAUCAAUUGUUAGUUCAGAAUCUAAAAAAUCUAGAAAAUAAAAAAUUUUGAAUUCUUCUUAAUAAAUUAAAUAAAAAUGUGAAUAUCAUCAUUAUGAACUCAGAUAAUCCCAUUAAACAACUCAUUUAUCAAAUAGAAAAUCUAGACCCUCAAGUGCUGCAAUUAUAAAUCCAGAAACAGCUAGAAGAUAAAAAUUGAAAGAAUAUCAAGAAAAAUAAAAAUAAUUACAAUAUUUAUAUAGUGCUAAAUAACUUUAACCAUAACCAAGAGAAUAAAGUUUAUCAAAAGUUGCAUGGAGAGCAGAUAUAUCAAGAGUAUUAUAUAUAUAUUUAAAUUAUUUAGAUUGAAGAAGGUAAAGAAAGAAAAAGUAGAAUUGAAAAAAUUGUUUAAAUUUAAAGAGAAAUUUUAAAUAAAUCUUUAUCAAAACACAGAAGUCAAUCAAAAUAAGAAUCAAAAAAAAUUAUACCUCCUCCUGAUCCUCAAAAAUUGAAACUCUUAAAUUAAAGAAAAAAAUUAAUGGAAAAUAAGAAUUAAAAAAUCAUUCAUGAUAAAAAAGAAACUUAAAGAUUAAAAUAAGUGUUAAACUAAUUAAAAAAAUAAAAAUAAGAUGAAAAAGAAUAAAAAACUAAAAAAACAGAAUAAUUAUCUAAAUUACAAUAAUAUCAAAAAGAACAUAGAUUAUAGUGUAAAAAAAAGAAAUUUGAACCAAAUGAAUAAUAAAUCGAAUAAGCCUUUUAAAUUGUAUCAAGUGAUAAAGUAGAUUGA
Messenger RNA from Paramecium primaurelia, 1110 nucleotides. Lineage: Eukaryota; Ciliophora; Oligohymenophorea; Peniculida; Parameciidae. The record is from the annotation of a GenBank genome assembly.